This is a messenger RNA of Ceutorhynchus assimilis (cabbage seed weevil), 3082 nucleotides long. Lineage: Eukaryota; Metazoa; Arthropoda; Insecta; Coleoptera; Curculionidae. The record is from the annotation of a GenBank genome assembly.
GGUUCGCGUAUAUGUAAACUAUAUGGUGCCAUGGGUUGAAUGUUUCUUUAUCAAUAACAAUUACGCGAUGCGCAACAAUUAAGUCGUUUUUGUUGCCUGGUUUUAGUUUGUGUUUGUAUUUUAAAGCUGAAAGGGAGAUUCUGCUAUUUUGUGUGUAUCGUGUUUAGAACCGUUGCUUUUGGAUUUAUAUUUUAAUAACAAUGAAGUACCACACGUUGGGUUCCAGCAAUAUAGCUGCUGAAACAAAACCUUCUGGGUUCACUUUGUAUGCUGAUUUGGGCCUCUCGGAUCAUGAUAAGAUGACUUUCACCAAAACCGACAUGAAGAAACUCAGAGAGCAACUAGAAAUUGUCCAAAAAGACCUCAAACACCAAACCAAACGUUGUCGUUAUCUAGUGGCCGAAUACACAAGAAAACUACAAGAAAAAGAAAAAUUGUAUCAAAACGAAAAAUCUCUUCGUGACACCCAAUUAGCCAAGGUGCUUAAAGCCUUGCUAAUUUUCGAAGCUCGUUUAAGGCAAGAGCAAAAACUAAUAAGCCAUCAGCUAAACGAAAAAGAUUAUAUAAUUAACACCCAAACUAACGAUAUUAAGAAACUUUUAGCCAACCAAUAUUGUAAAAAUUGUAAUCAAUAUUACCCCUCACCUCCAGUAGUUUUAGAAAGCUUCGAUAGUAGCUCAGAAUAUGUACCUACUGAACACGACUAUCAAUCAUCAAAUUUGGAAUCUCUGGAUAGCAGCAGCGAAACCUAUGCAGCUUCAGAACCGAGAUCAGAAAGCGAUAGUUACGAGAAGAAAAACAUCUUCCAGAAAAACAAGCAUCAAGGUCGCAGAAAGGUUGGACAUCGCAAAAGUACUGGAACCUAUUUUGAAGUAUUGAAGCUACGAAACGACAGUCCUUUAUCCAACGAUGACAAUACUAGCGCUGAUUAUGAUAAUUUAGACUCCCUACCACCAGAAAGCAUUAGCGAUAAAAUAAGCACUGUCUCGGAAAAUAUUGAAAAUAUGCUCAACAAUACUAGAAGCAUUGCAAGCACACCAUCUGAGUCUAGUAGCGUGAAUAUUUCAUCUUCUGAAUGCGAUAAGACUGUUAUUAUUAAUACUGUAAUUGCAGCAGAAGAAAACCCAAUAGAAACCAAUAAAUUAACAGAAACUAUUCCAGUGUUCGAAAGUGGUGGUGAUACAAAUGACAAUUGGUAUGCAAGUGCUAGCGACCAAGAAGAUGAAGACCGCAGGGAUGUUUACAGAAACAAUCCUGUGCUUGAAUGCAUGAAUCAAAUUCUACUACAAAAUAUCAACGAUAUCAAUUCACCUCCUAAAACACCAAAUAUCGAGAGGAAAAACAAAAACAAUAAACGUGUUAAGUUUAGUGACGAAGAAGAAACCAAUCCGAAAGACGAAGUCCACGAUUAUUACGAAACUCCCAUUCAAAAAACACCAAACUUUUAUGAAACACCUCAGAGCAUUUACAGUAAUGAUUACGAGCAAAUUUUGAGCAAGUGCAGUGAAACUUCUUCGGAAUCUCCUACUAGUAAACCAGAGGUAUCACCAAGAGAAUCGAAAAAUAGUCAUCAUUACAUUGAAAUGGAAAAUCAAGACCAAGACAAAACAAGAAAAAAUAAAAUUUCAAGAACUCCACCAGCCUUACCACCAAAACCACCCAAUUUAGUUGCUAAAUGUAAAAUCCAAACACUACCCAAAAAGGCACCCAGCGAGAACGGUAGCUCAAUUGAUUUAGAGCCUGACUAUUGCUCUAUAUCAGAGCUUAAUUUACCUCAUAUGAAUAAAAUUAGUGUUGUGGCUGAAGUGCAUCCUGAGAAACCAUCAAAGAAAAUUAACACUGAACCUCUAAAAGACGAAGUACCAAAUUUGGUAGUCAAAAAAUGUGUUGAAAAACUAAAUAUUCAAUUAGCCAAGCAGACUUCUGUUAAACCAGAAAGGAUUCAAUCUCCUAAGAAGAAGCAAAGCGAUAUACAAAUACCAAAAUUGCCUCAAGUGUCUGAAAUUUUAAUCCCAGACGAUCCAGAUGAAAACGAUGACGAAGAAGAAAUAAUAUCACAAGAUAAUUACAUAAAAAAUAGCACGCAAAUUACACAACAAAACAGUCGAAAGCAACCAAUACAAAUAGGCACAUCGGUUUCAAGUUUAAUUAGUGGCUUCAAUAACCAUCAAAUAAUAAACGAAAUCAAAAAGAAACACGAAAGAAUUAAACCUGAAACUAAACGAAUGUUUUCUAGUUUUGAAAAUUUACAAAACUUGGAUAAACAUUUUACAAUGCCAAAAUUAGAAACAACAAGUUUUGAAAAUUUUGAUUUGAGUCAAAAUUUUGAAGAAUUCAAACUGGACGAUUGUGAAAUUGAAGAGUACGACGUCGAAGAGGAAUUGGAAAGGGAAGAGAAGGCUAAUGAGGAACAAGAGGACACAAGGGUUGAAUAUGAAUACAUCCGGGCAACCAGUCUAAAUCAAGCCUCAGUAGACCUUUUAAAGAAACAAUUAGAAUUACAACGUAAUCAAACCAAAGACCCAAAUAAUGAGCAAACUAAAAUUGCGAAUCAGCCCACUUACGAGCACUUUCUCGAAUGCACUGGCUUGAGCUCAAAAUCUAUUUUGACACCUGCAAGAACGUUGACCAAUCACAAACACAUGCUGAAACCUAAAGAUGUUAAAUUGAGGUCUAAAGUUAGGGCUAGUGCUAAUAUUUUUGAAAGGCACAGUACGGGAGGGAAAAUCAAGUAUUGGUCAGAACCAUUUGUUUAAAGAACUAUAAUUAUUUCGGAAUUUUUGAAAAAAAUUAUGGUGCGUUUAUGGAAAUGUUUAAAACACAUAUAUUUUUCCUUUGUUUAAAUUAUGCAUAUAUUCAUAUGAGGAUAGACGAUGUUUACAUGCCAUUGUUAUGGUCAAUGAAAUGUUUCUUUUGUUCGUUUUGCUUAAAUGAGUGCCACAUAAUGUAUUUAUGUAGAAUUCUUUAUAAAUAUUCUUUAUUUAUGUCAUUUAACUAUGUGUUGUUUUUUUUUUGUUAAAUUAUUUAAGUGUGAGUAUGUUUGUUUCAAGUAAAUCGAUUAUAUUUAUUAUUAAAGUGAUUA